ACAGAUGCGAACCUUGUUUAUUCUAAGCUCCAAUAUUCCUCUUAGAACGUGAGAUGAAUUCACUGCUGCACUAGUGAGAACAUGACAGAAGGGACCUGUCCUUCUAAAUAUCACACACGGAGGAGUUAGCAACAACAACAAACAACGGGAAAAUGCGGGGGUUCUUCUCAGGAACGCCAAUAAGGGAACACGCCAAAAUAACACGAACACAACUGACCGGGUUCUCUAGUGGCUUUAGAAACACGGAAGCGGAACCUCGGCCUGCGAGGGAGCGGCUCGUGGGAGGUUCUGCGAAGGCUCCGCGUGACGUCACGGGGUCUUGCCCGCCUGCGAUUGGCUGUCUCCGGAGGUUCGGUCCUUCCUGACAGUCCCCGCCCAGCGCCGCCGGUGCGCCGCCCGGUGCCUCCUCGGGGACAGAUUAACGGGCAGAGACGGACACCGACGCGACCGACACGCGGUGAGCUCGACGGUACCCGGAAUUAUUACCCGUCAACUUUACGGUGGCUGCUCCUGUCGCUUUGUCCCCGGAUUAACACGGAGGGUUAAACAGCUUAAACCGCGGGCAAUAGAAUCGAAAUAGACGCGAAGACACGCAGCUGCGGGCGGUUAAUUUGCCAACAGUCGACCGGUUGUGGAUGCCUCCAAUUUAAACUCGAAACAACAACGGUUUGAGCUCUGGGGUGAAACGUCGGGCCGGAGUCCCGCAGCAGGAGACGCUGCCCAUCCCCAGAUCGGACGCCGGGCUCUCAGAGCGAAACUGCGGACUCUGUAGCCAGGAGAGCGGCUCACUGAUCCAUGCUGGAGUGCUGAGCGUACCUGUGCGACCUGGUCCAGCUCUUUGGGAGUCAGGAGCGAGUCGGCCUCAUAAUAAUCCUGUAAAGAGCAUUAGCGGGCUAAGUUUGUCUCUGGACUGGCGGUGAAAGAAGGCUUCGGGUUCGCUCGCCAUGAUGCAGAUAUCGGACUCCUACAACCAGAAGAACUCGCUCUUCAACGCCAUGAGCCGCUUCAUCGGCGCCGUCAACAACAUGGACCAGACGGUGAUGGUGCCCAGCCUGCUGCGGGACGUCCCGCUGGACGACAGCGGGGACCUGCAGGCGGCGAGGACCGCCAAAGGCGCCGCCGCCAACGCCACCGCCUACUUCCACCAGGACGCCGACAUGUACAGCGCGUACGCCCUGCUCAAGUCCAUCCGUAACGACAUGGAGUGGGGCGUCCUGCAGGGCGACGGGCGGGGCAAGGAGAGGGCGGGUGCCACGGAGGUGUCGCGGGCGGAGGCGGAGGAGGACGACCUGGAGAAACAGUUUCAUUACCACCUGAACGGACUCCACGCGGUUCUGUCCAAACUGACGCGCAAGGCCAACACGCUCACGAACCGCUACAAGGAGGAGAUCGGCUGUGGGAACUGACGGAGUUCUUCAGAAGCACGCGGGUGUUUGAACACGCGUGUCAGCUCGUUGGCUUCAAAUCAGUACACCCUUCAUUUCUGGUUCGGUUUCGUGGGAGGAAAAAAAUCAACACUGACACUUUUAAUACUAGAAAAGACUAAAUUCACUUUAUCCUGUCAGUGCGAAUCAUUGCACAUUCUUCAGUACCGGUGCCGCUUCGAUACCUGGGCUCUAGGCUCAGGUGAUCCAUGUACGGACACAUUGAAAUUCCAGUCAAAGUAGUGACUACACAAAGAAAUACCCGUAAAUUAAACUUCAGGCUCCGGCUCCCGAGCGCUCGGCAGUCCACCCAAGACUCGUGAAGUUACCAAGUGUAGGUGAGGUCGUGGGUGAGAAGCACCUAGAAAGUGAAAAACUUCCUUGAUCUAUGAAAUAUGAACACACCUUAACAAAGAGGCCAAGGUUGUUUGAACACAAGCCGCUGUACGAGAACUCUAAUGCGCUAAAAAAACACCAGUAGGGUUCGUUUCAAAAAUCGGCAACAUUUCUAUUCAUCGUAAAGGGACUGAGGUUUGUUGAAAUCGGACAAAAAACUGGAAAAGAGGAGGAGAACCUGAGAUUUUCUCCAGUUGCUUGUCCGACUGUGGUUUUUGAAGGAAUUUCUUGGGGCUGUUUGCACUAAGCUUUCAGGGUUUGUGUUUGUCCUCUGUCUGCUCUGGACGUCCUUCAUUUCACGCUGUAAAUUCAAAACUAUGCAAACACACUGAGAGCGAAACCUUUGAGGAGUUUGACAUGGCUGAAGAGGAAGCAGUUUGCCAAUAUUUAUGUUGGACCGCAGACGCACAAACUGAAGAUAACGUAGAUAACUUUCAUUUUCGUUUCCAGUCCGGUAGGGCUGAAAAGAUUCGUUGAUUGACAGGUUAUUAACCAACAACAAACUGGAAACGGCUCAAUCUUUUCUGUCGUUGACCGCAACGGUUUCAGUGUCUGUAAUGUCUCUGAUUUUCUACUUUCUUCUGUUUGAUGUGACAGUAAAUUCCCAGUUGUCGCUGUUUGGUUUUGGACAGAAGAGACUAAAGGAUACCUUGCAUUUAAAUACGGUACCAAUGUGCUGAAAACAGACACGUUUGUAUACUUUAGCGGUUUCUGAACAAUAUGAGGAACAUCAUCAAUAAUCAAACCGACAUGUACUGGAUCAAGUUUGACUUUAUGUUUCCCGACGUUUCAGCAGUUGGUUGAGGCUGGUGGCGUCGCUGACGGACAACAGCAGGGACGUUCUGAUCAGUGUCAGCGCUGACGAAGCCGUUAUUAGACGUGUCAGGGGUCGAUCCGCGGUACGUCGUUUCGGUGCUACAGCAUCCCGGGCUUCAUGAGACCGACCCUCUGUCCCAGCAGAUUGAGCUGGUGGAACUGGUUGUGGGAGAGAGAACGUUGCGUUUGUGCAUCUUUACGACGCGAAGGUGAUCGAGAGAUGAAUCGAUGAUGGAAAAUAAUCCUUAGUGGCAGCCGGACAGUAAAUCUAUCUUCUAAAGUAGGCUUGCCAAUGAGCAUUAUUUUCAUUACUAACGAAUCUGACAAAUACUUUUUUAAUGAAUUUCAAUAGUUAAUUCUCAAUAAUGUUAAUUGUACAGAGUGUAAAGUGUCCAAGGGGACGUCUUCAAAUGUCUUGUUUUGUCUGAUCAACAACUGGGAUAUAAGGCAGAGAAAAAACCAAGAUACUCACAUCUGUGUUAACUUCUUCUCUUUUCUUUAACAAAAUCAAACUCAGACAACUAACCGAUUAUCAAAAUUGCUGCCGGCUAAUUUUCUGACUCGCUUCAUCUCUACUUUACAGUGGUAAAAAACAAUUAGACGUACAGUGUCUGUCUACAACUACAAGCUCUACACAUCCUUCUGAAGCUGAUGUCGUUCACCUGCAGCUCAUUCAAAACUUCAGCUAGAUUUCCCUGAAUUUCAAAAAAUACUAGAAUAUUCUUUUGCUACUGAACGGCAUCGAAGCCACACACCCACAACCCGAACCACAUCUGAUAACUGAAAGAUGUUGUUUUUCUUGGGAUAAAGACGCAAAGCAGAGUUUAACGAAACCGUCUUUUGAUUUAAAGUUUUUAAAGCAGCAAAAAAUCAGGAAGAAAAAACCAAAAAUCUUGUGCACUGCACUCGUGACUUUUUAAGAAGCUUUAAUAAAAAAAGGAGUAACGCUGUGCUUCAUGGUCGAUGGCUGUACCUGUGUGUAAAAUACGGUAUGUGAAAAUAAUGUAAAUUCCACAGAGCAAUGCAUUUUUCUAUUUAAUGUCCAGCUUGGCAAUUAAAGGUUUUGAUGAGUA
Molecule: messenger RNA, 3709 nt
Organism: Xiphias gladius (swordfish)
Lineage: Eukaryota; Metazoa; Chordata; Actinopteri; Istiophoriformes; Xiphiidae
Product: mid1-interacting protein 1-B-like
Exons: 2
Coding region: 945-1406 (153 amino acids)
Biological process (GO): regulation of lipid biosynthetic process
Cellular component (GO): cytosol
Source: RefSeq, a predicted model, not a curated record